UCUAGAAAUUCCAUUGGAGAAGAAUCAGUGGAACAGUUGGAAGAAUGAAUGCCUAGUGAGACUUCAAGUCGGAAACAUUAUGUCGUAUAAAACUUCCUAUCAGCCUUCUCCUCCACCACCACCACCUGUGUUUAAUCAGCCGCCUCCUUCAGGCGGUUAUUCAAACAAUCCUAACGUUGUAUAUGUUGUUCGACAACCACCUCCUGGUCCAACAACUUACAGUUCUUCUCCCGACACAGAUGCACUGGCUUGUUGUGUAGCUUGUUUGUCUGCUUUGGCUUGUUUCGAGUGCUGCCUGUUAAUUUAGUUGGAUGGUUGCGAAGUGGUAGUAUAGUUUUUUUAACUACAACUCCCUGAACUACCAUCAUAAGGAUAUUACGACCUAUUGUAUUGUUACUGGGACAUAGCUACCUUGCAGUAUUCUCCACUUAGGGAUGGUUAGUUUUCGUAUAAAGUUAUUUCAGAAACUAGUAAACGUGUGACUGUUUGU
This is a messenger RNA of Galdieria sulphuraria, 490 nucleotides long. RefSeq lists its product as uncharacterized. NCBI's taxonomy places the organism in Eukaryota, Rhodophyta, Bangiophyceae, Galdieriales, Galdieriaceae. The record is from RefSeq and is a predicted model, not a curated record. The transcript is spliced from 2 exons. The coding region runs from base 80 to 307 and encodes 75 amino acids.